AGAGUGAAACCAAACACUUGCGAAUCGAGGCCAACUUUCUUUUUCGCUACGUUCUCCACUUCUCCGUUGUAGGCUUUGAAGGAUCGGCCGGUCGAUUUUCUUAUCGGUUCUCAGCACUCUCCGUUAGCCAGGUCAGGUUUUCGGUUGAUUUUCCCUUGUAAAACAUGGGUGGUAGAGCUGUGGUGUCCGACGAUGAAGAGGAGGUCGAAGAGGAGGAGGACGAGAGGGAAGUUGGGGAUGUGGAAGCAGUCGAUGACGAAGAGAGGGGCGACGUUGACGAAGAUGACGAGGAAGAAGACGAAGAGGGCCAGGAUGAAUACGAGAAGGACGGGUUUAUAGUAGAUGAUGUGGAAGAAGAGGAGGAAGAGCAGGAGGAAGAAGAGGAGAGGGAUAGUGAUGAGGAGAGGCAAAGGAAGAAAAAGAGGAAGAAAAGAGAAUCGGAGAAGAAUUAUGUUCUUGAUGAAGAUGACUACGAGUUGCUUCAGGACAACAAUAUUACAGGCUUUCAUCGCCCGAAACCUGGGAGCAAAAAGUUCAAGCGGUUGAAAAAGGCUGGUAGAGAUAGCGAGCAGGAUGAGCCUCUUGGCUUUUCUGAUGAUGAAGGAGUUGAUAAAAGUGGGCGUAGUGGGCGAACUGCUGAAGAGAAGCUCAAGCGCAGCUUAUUUGGGGAUGAUGAAGGACCACCUCUGGAGGAUAUUGCUGAAGAAGAAGAACAACCGGAGGAAGAAGAAGAUGGGGACAUUGGUGAAGAGGAUGAAAUGGCUGAUUUUAUUGUGGAUGAAGAAGAAGUUGAUGAACAUGGAGCUCCUGUGAGGCGGAGGAAACCGAACAGAAAGAAGGCAAGACAGGCACCUGGAGUUUCAUCCUCUGCAUUACAGGAAGCGCAUGACAUAUUUGGUGAUGUCGAUGAGCUUUUGAUGCUACGCAAAGAAGGCCUUGCAAAGAGUGGUAGGUAUGAUGAAUCUGGUGAGUGGAGGGAAAAGAGACUGGAAGACGAAUUUGAACCCUUCAUACUUACUGAAAAGUACAUGACUGAGAAGGAUGACCAAAUCCGAGAGAUUGAUAUUCCGGAGAGGAUACAGAUGUCAGAAGAAAUCACGGGUCCACCUCCAACUGAUGCAAUGAGUUUAGAAGAAGAGAGUAACUGGAUACAUAGCCAGUUUGCUGCAAGUAUGGUGCCAUUGUUUGGAAAGAAGAGGGGAAGGGAUGGGGAAGGCAUUGAUCUAUCAAGAAAAAUAGACAAGGGUGACAUUUUAAGGUUCCUAGAAAUGUUGCAUGUACAGAAGUAUGAUAUUCCCUUUAUUUCUAUGUAUCGGAAAGAUCAAUGCAUGAGCCUAUUGAGAGAUCCGGAGCUGGAUGAGGCAGAGUUUGAAGAUGGGAAUGACAUUGAGAAGAAACCUACACUGAAGUGGCACAAGGUGCUUUGGGCCAUCAGGGACUUGGACCGGAAAUGGCUUCUUCUUCAAAAGCGCAAAAGUGCUCUUCAAUUAUACUAUAAUAAGCGUUUUGAAGAAGAAUCUCGGAGGGUCGAUCAUGUACAAAGACUCAAUUUGAAUCAGCAGCUUUUUGAAUCAAUAACUCAGUCUCUGAAGUCUGCUGAAUCUGAAAGAGAGGUAGAUGAUGUUGACUUAAAGUUUAAUUUGCAUUUCCCACCGGGUGAGGUAGGUGUGGAAGAAGGACAAUUUAAGAGGCCAAAGAGGAAAUCCCAAUACAGCAUUUGUAGUAAGGCUGGCCUAUGGGAGGUUGCAAGCAAGUUUGGCUAUAACUCUGAGCAAUUUGGGUUACUUAUAACUUUAGAAAAAAUGAGAUUAGAUGAAUUAGAAGAUGCCAAAGAAACUCCUGAGGAGGUAGCUCUUGGUUUUAAGUGUGCAAUGUUUGACACUCCUCAGGUAGUCCUCAAGGGUGCGAGGCACAUGGCAGCUGUGGAGAUAAGCUGUGAGCCAUGUGUCAGGAAACAUGUUCGUAGUAUCUUUAUGGAGAACGCAGUAGUCUCAACCAGUCCCACUUCUGAUGGAAAUACUGCUAUAGAUCCUUUUCAUCAGUUUGCCGGAGUGAAAUGGCUGCAUGAAAAGCCACUGGUAGAAUUUGAGGAUGCUCAGUGGCUUCUUAUCCAGAAGGCUGAAGAAGAGAAGCUCCUCCAAGUGGUUAUCAAACUUCCAGAAUCUGUCUUGCACAAGCUAAUCAAUGAUUCACAUGAUUAUUAUCUCAGUGACGGUGUAAGUAAGUCUGCACAGCUCUGGAAUGAGCAACGCAGAUUGAUCUUACAUGAUGCAUUUUACAAUUUUCUUCUUCCUUCCAUGGAGAAAGAGGCUCGAUCACUUUUGACAACUAGAGCAAAGAACUGGUUAGUAAUGGAAUAUGGUAAUCAGCUCUGGAACAAGGUGUCUGUUGCACCAUAUCAGCGCAAGGAAAGUGAUGCUGCUUCAGAUGAUGAAACUGCACCAAGGGUAAUGGCUUGCUGUUGGGGUCCUGGGAAGCCAGCGACUACAUUUGUAAUGCUGGAUUCGUCAGGAGAAGUGCUAGAUGUGUUGUACACAGGAUCCCUGAGUCUUCGGUCUCAGAAUGUUAAUGACCAGCAGCGGAAGAAAAAUGACCAACAACGUGUCCUUAAGUUCAUGACUGACCACCAACCACAUGUUGUUGUUCUUGGAGCCGUGAAUUACUCUUGCUCAAAGUUGAAGGAUGAUAUAUAUGAGAUCAUUUUUAAGAUGGUGGAGGAACAUCCUAGAGAAGUUGGGCAAGAGAUGGAUGGGAUAAAAGUUGUUUAUGGGGAUGAAUCCUUGCCUCGUCUCUAUGAAAAUUCACGACUUUCUUCAGAUCAACUACCGGGGCAGUCAGGUAUUGUUAAGAGGGCUGCAGCUCUUGGUCGUUAUAUUCAAAAUCCUCUAGCGAUGGUUGCUACACUAUGUGGUCCAGGGGGGGAGGUUUUGUCAUGGAAGCUUUGUCCUCUGGAGCAAUUUCUUACUCCUGAUGAGAAGUAUGAAAUGGUUGAACAGGUAAUGGUUGAUGUCACCAACCAAGUGGGCAUUGACGUAAAUUUAGCUGCUAGCCAUGAAUGGCUGUUUGCUCCUUUGCAAUUUGUUUCUGGGCUUGGACCAAGAAAGGCUGCUUCUUUACAGAGGGCAUUAGUGAGAUCCGGAGCAAUUUUUAGUCGCAAGGAGCUUACAAUGAAUGGACUUAAAAAGAAGGUGUUUAUAAAUGCUGUUGGUUUUUUACGUGUCCGUCGUAGUGGGUUGGCAAGUAAUAGCAGCCAUAUAAUCGAUUUACUGGAUGAUACAAGAAUUCAUCCAGAGUCAUAUGAUCUUGCGAAGGAAUUGGCCCACGAAGUGUAUAAGCACGAAGUAGAUGAUGACCCGAAUGAUAUGGAUGAUGAUGUGCAGGAGAUGGCAAUAGAGCAUGUAAGGGACAAUCCCAAGGUGUUAAGAACCCUUAAGGUCAAAGAAUAUGCCACGGACAAUAACCACACUAAUAAAUUAGCAACUCUUUGUGAUAUUAAAAUGGAAUUACUGCAUGGAUUUCUAGACUGGCGAAAUCCUUACCAAGAACCAAGUCAGGAUGAAGAGUUCUAUAUGAUAUCUGGCGAGACAGAGGAUACCCUUGCUGAAGGACGAUUUGUGCAGGCAACAGUUCGCAGGGUUCAAGCUCAACGAGCAUUCUGUAUACUUGAAUCUGGUCUCACAGGGAUACUUAACAGAGAGGAAUUUUCAGAUAAGCCAGUUCUUAAUUUAACAGAGGAAUUGAAUGAAGGUGAUAUAAUCACUUGCAAGAUUAAACAAAUUCAAAAGAACAGAUACCAGGUGUUUCUAACUUGUAAAGAAAGUGAGUUAAGAAAUAACCGCUAUCUAUAUCCUCGAAAUCGGGAUCCCUACUACCGUGAGGACCUAAAUAAUGUUCAGAGUGAACAAGAGAAAGCCCGCAAGGAGAAGGAGCAAGCAAAGAAGCUUUUCAAGCCGAGAAUGAUUGUUCAUCCCCGUUUUCAGAAUAUAACGGCUGAUGAAGCUAUGGAGUUCCUUUCAGAUAAGGAUGCUGGCGAAAGUAUAAUUAGACCCAGUUCAAGAGGACCGUCUUUCUUGACCUUGACUUUGAAGAUUUAUGAUGGAGUUUAUGCUCACAAGGACAUAGUGGAAAGUGGUAAAGAACACAAGGAUAUUACGAGCUUGCUUCGUCUUGGGAAAACAUUGAAAAUUGGGGAAGACUCUUUUGAGGAUUUGGAUGAGGUUAUGGAUCGAUAUGUUGACCCUUUAGUAACACACUUGAAGGCUAUGUUAAGUUACCGCAAAUUCAGGAAGGGUACUAAGGCGGAAAUUGAUGACCUGUUGCGAGUUGAGAAAUCAGAGCACCCAAUGAGGAUAGUAUACUGUUUUGGCAUUUCUCAUGAACAUCCUGGGACUUUUAUUUUGUCUUAUAUACGGAGCACAAAUCCUCACCAUGAGUAUAUUGGUCUGUAUCCCAAGGGAUUCAAAUUUCGGAAGCGAACAUUUGAGGAUAUUGACCGGCUUGUGGCAUAUUUUCAAAGACAUAUUGAUGAUCUGCAGCAUGACAUGGCCCCAUCUAUCAGAUCAGUUGCUGCCAUGGUUCCAAUGAAGAGCCCUGCUACUGGGGGUUCCUCUGGAGGGGCCUCUGUGGGAAGUGGUUGGGGUGCUUCUUCAGCAAACAGCACUGAAGGCGGGUGGAGGGGACAUUCAAAUUCUGACAGAGAGAGAUCUUCUACACCAGGUUCAAGAACAGGCAGAAAUGAUUACAGAAAUGGUAGUGGAAGAGAUGCACAUCCAAGUGGGUUGCCUAGACCCUAUGGCGGACGGGGACGGGGCCGUGGAUCAUAUAAUAGUAAGGGAAAUAAUGGUAGCAAUGAAAGACAUGAUUCUGGUUAUGGUUCAAGAUGGGGAUCAGGUUCCAAGGAUGGGGAUGAUGGAUGGAGCAAUUUUCCUGGUGCUAAGGUUCAGAAUUCCCCUGGCAGAGAAGCAUUCCCUGGUGGGUGGGGAAGUGGUGGAAGUGGCACUGGUGGUGGUGGUGGUAGUAGUGGCAGUGCUGUUGGUGGUUGGGGAGGUGGGAAUGGUGAUGGUGGUGGAAGUUGGGGUGGGGCUGGUAGUGGUGGGGGUUGGGAUUCUUCUGGACAGAAAGGUGGUGGUGGUGUAGGGGAUACUGGCUCUGAUGUUGGUAAUUCAGGGUGGGAUGAUGGCUCUAAGAGAAGUUCAUCUCGGCCAGAGGGAGGAAAUGGUUGGUCUGGAGGUGGUGCUGAUGGAUGGGGUGGCGGAGGUGGUGGAAAUGGUGGUAGUGGCUGGUGAUCACGAUAUUUAUUGAUGAAGUUGCACAGGGAGAACUGCAGCCCUAUGUUCUGAGUAGGUGAUUUUUGUUUUUGAGCCGUUUUUUUCCUGAACGGAGGUUAUGAUGCAACUAUAUUUUGCAUACAAAUUGAAAAGUUGUAUAUAUGUAUGCUAGUGCGUGGUGGUCUUUCCUCUUAAUUUGUUUUUUUUUGGGUAUCAUAGUGGAAAACCAUCUUGUGGAUUUCAUUCUCUUCAUCUUGAAUUACAUACAACCUUGGGCAAUUAUCAAUUUUGAAAUUUGUCGCAUCACUUGUGUAAUUAUCUCCAAUUGGAAUAACUGUUCAAUUGUUCUUUGAUCAAUUGAGCAAUUGUUUAAUAAGAAACUGGAGCCUGAUUCCUGAAA
This is a messenger RNA of Nelumbo nucifera (sacred lotus), 5667 nucleotides long. RefSeq names its product global transcription factor group B1 (gene GTB1). Gene Ontology annotation, molecular function: histone binding; nucleic acid binding; nucleosome binding. Gene Ontology annotation, biological process: nucleosome organization; transcription elongation by RNA polymerase II; transcription elongation-coupled chromatin remodeling. Gene Ontology annotation, cellular component: transcription elongation factor complex. The record is from RefSeq and is a predicted model, not a curated record. NCBI's taxonomy places the organism in Eukaryota, Viridiplantae, Streptophyta, Magnoliopsida, Proteales, Nelumbonaceae.